Molecule: messenger RNA, 1280 nt
Organism: Engraulis encrasicolus (European anchovy)
Lineage: Eukaryota; Metazoa; Chordata; Actinopteri; Clupeiformes; Engraulidae
Product: zinc finger protein 239-like
Exons: 2
Coding region: 63-1244 (393 amino acids)
Biological process (GO): regulation of gene expression
Cellular component (GO): nucleus
Source: RefSeq, a predicted model, not a curated record
CACCAACUUGCAAAGAAGAACCGUGUUUGUCACAUGAAAUUAAAGGAGAGAAGUUUCAAGUCAUGCAAUGUAAUGGUCAUGAGACCACUUCUGAAAUUCAACCAUCAGCUCCAUCACAGCAGGCAGCAUCUCUGAAGGUGAUUAAAGAGGAGGACAUUUAUGAUUUCCUUCCAGAGUAUUUGUACAGAACUAAGGAGGAAGAGAAUGAAACUGACACAUCCUACGUAAAAGAAGAAGCCCUGGACAUGAAAAAGGAACCAGAGUCUUCUCGAAUGGAACACAAUGCACACUUGGCUCCAACAGGUGAACACCAGAAAGCUAAUAUUAACACAGUAAUAACCCAUACUGGAGAAAGGCCUUACCAGUGUGCUAUAUGUUUAAAAGACUUUGCCAGCAGAGUUAAUCUCAAGCGGCAUCAAAUAACCCAUACUGAGGAAAGACCUUACCAGUGUGCUACAUGUGGAAAAGGCUUUACACAGAAAGGUGACCUCAUCACCCAUCAGAGAACCCAUACUGGAGAGAAACCAUAUCAGUGUUCAACAUGCGGUGCAGCUUUUUCACACCGCAUCUCGUUAUCUAAUCACCAGAGAAACCAUACAGGGGAAAGGCGCUACCAGUGUGCUACAUGUGGAAUAGGCUUUAACCAGAAAUUUGCCCUCAGCCAGCACCAGAGAAUCCAUACUGGAGAAAAGCCUCACCAGUGUACUACAUGUGGAAAAGACUUUACACAGAAAGGUGCCCUCAUCACCCAUCAGAGAAUCCAUACUGGGGAAAGGCCUUACCAGUGUGCUACAUGUGGAAAGGACUUUGCCAGGAAAGGUGACCUCAUCACCCAUCAGAGAAUCCAUACUGGAGAAAGGCCUUUCCAGUGUACUACAUGUGGAAAAGGCUUUGCACAAAAAAGUCGCCUCAUCAUCCAUCAUAGAAUCCAUACUGGGGAAAGGCCUUACCAGUGUGCUACAUGUGGAAAAGGCUUUAAUAAGAAAUGUGCCCUCAGCCAGCACCAGAGAAUCCAUACUGGAGAAAAGCCUCACCAGUGUACUACAUGUGGAAAGGACUUUGCCAGGAAAGGUGACCUCAUCAUCCAUCAGAUAAUCCAUACUGGGGAAUGGCCUUACCAGUGUGCUACAUGUGGAAAAGGCUUUAAUCAGAAAUUUGCCCUCGGCCAACACCAGAGAAUCCAUACUGGAGAAAAGCCUCACCAGUGUACUACAUGUGGAAAAGACUUUGCCAGGAAAAGGUGACCUCAUCAUCCAUCAGAGAACCCAUACUGGAGAAAA